CUCCUCCUCCUCUUCUUCUUCAGCUCAGAGACACUAAAGUCCGUCCAGCUCGUCGUGUUUGUCUGAAGCUCUCUGACUCCUGAACUUCACACCGACCGACACCUGCAGACUUUUAUCCUCACAGUGAGUUUUUAUCGCAUUUAUUCACAUUUUUAACGAACAGACAGUCUUUUUUACCGUAAUAUUUAUAACAGAAAUAUUUAAAAUUCUCAGUUUUUAUCAGUUAAAGGUAUUAGAGGUGACUUUUUUCUGCCUCCACAACAACAGAGACGAUUUUACUCACAUUAAAAAUCUUCCUGCUGCAGAUUUUAUCAACACUUAUUUUAGGUUUAUUUCUUCUUUUUUUAAAUGUUUUUUCAUAUUUUUCAUCAGUUGUUUUUUAGUGCAGCACUGAUUUUCAUCCUCUCUCUCUCUCUGAUAUUUGUUAUUCUCUCUCUCUCUCUCUCUCUCUCUCUCUCUGUCUCUCUCUCUCCUUUGGGAAAUGAGCGAAUUUACUUUGCAUUGCAAAUGUUUAGUUACGCAAUCUAACUGUUCAGAGACACAGACAGGUGUUCUGUGUCCUCUCAGCUAUCACAUCUGUCCUCGCAGACAGGUUUGGGAGGUCUUUAAUUAAUUUUAUUUUUAAUUAUUUUAAUUUUAACUUUAUCUGAGUUUAUUUUUAAAGGUUUAGAUGGAUUUAGGAGUUUUUUUUAUGACAGAUUUCUGUCCCAUCAGCUCCUUAUUUUGACUCAAAUUGAUGCAGAAUUACAAAAAUGUGUGUCAGGAGCUGCAACAAAAUAAGUUUAAAGUCGCAUUAUUUAUUAUGAAGAGGGUCUUUAAAUCUAAAACAACCACUUUAUGGCUGAACUUUGACUCUUAUGUGGCUUUAUUAAGAUUUUAAACCAUCAGUUUAAUGAAUUUUAAUGCUAAAAAGAUGUAAAAUCAUGAAAACUUGGAUGUUUAUCUCAAAGUUUAGACUCUAUCUGAUCCGUCUAUGAUUUGGUGAAUUGCUCACCUGCAAAUUUUACCGUUACUACUUUGGUGCCAUCAAAAAUAGAGAAAGAAAAAUAUGACUUAUUAUCUGUUAUUAAGAUAAACUGUUUUUAAUCUCCUCACUUCUCUAUGUCCAAUGGUAAAAUUUAAAAGUGUUUCUCUGCUGGAAAAUAUUGAUUUUAGUUUAAUUUUAAAGGCGUAAACAGUCAAGUCCGGACUUACAACUUUUUAUUUAGUAUUUGUUGUGUUCAUAUGUUUUUUUUUUAAUUGAUUUUACUUUUCUGUUGAUGUGUCUUUUAACUGCCCUAUAAGGCGACCACAAAUAAAAUGUAUUAUUAUUUUUAUUAUUAUUAUUGUAAUUAUUAAUAAAGCUCUGAUUUCCUCUCAUAUCUCCUCCUCCCUUCGUCUCCUCUGCGCAGAGAAAAGCUCAUCCUCCUCACACCUUUCCGAAAAGUGAAUUUUUGCCGGUUCACCCUGAAGAUGGAGAAGUACGAGAAGAUCGGGAAAAUCGGCGAGGGUUCGUACGGCGUCGUCUUCAAGUGCAGGAACAAAGACUCGGGUCAGAUCGUCGCCAUCAAGAAGUUUGUGGAGUCGGAGGACGACCCCAUCAUCAGGAAGAUCGCUCUGAGGGAGAUCAGGAUGCUCAAGGUGACACAAAACCACCCCGUCUAUAAAAAUAAUGAGACAAACUUUGUCCACAAGGAGGUGCCAAAAUCAAAAUGAACAGAAAGUUACUUACAGGAGCUUUAAUUCUACGCACUCUUAAAGUAUAAAUCCUGAUUUUAGCGCCAUUAAAUUUGUGUUUUUUCUUUCUUUUUGUGCAUCCAGGAGAGAAAUGUGAGAUUAUUUCUGCAGAGAGCUGAAGUCAAAGUGGAAAAAAAGGCUGAAAAUCUUUUCUGUGAAAAUCUGAUUCAGACUUUUGGACAAAUAAAGACAUUUAAGAUUUCAUCAGAGCGAGAAUAAACCACAAAAACAUCGACAAAAAUAUACCUUUCCUUUAAACCUGCUUAUUAAAGGUCUAAACAGAUAAUAAUCAGAGAUGCUCGUCUCAUGUCAGACCUUUAAUUAGUCAUGCAGAGGUCAGCUGGACGCCCCGCUCAUAAAUAGGACAGGAUGGGGGCUGGUUGUCGGGGGAACCGCAUGUUUAUGACCGGCUGUUCACAGUUUGCUGUUUGAUGGGAGGAAAAACGAAGACGGUCACUUUGGUCGGCUGGUUUGAGUUAAACUGGGUUUGAUGGUUUUUAGAUGAAGGUGUGAAGGAAAAUAAUAAUAAAAACUUUAUUUAUAACGUACUUUUAAAAACAAGAGUUUACAAAGUUCUUUAACAGGCAGGAAAACAAAGAAGAUAAAAAACAAGAGAAGACGAAGGGGAAAUGACACAUGACUGUGAAUAAAGAAAUAAAAUAAAAUAAAGAUCAGUGAGAGACAUAAAAGUUCUGAUGAGCUGAGACGACAUUAAAAUAAAGACAUUAUAAGAGCUUAUGAUACUGAGCCGACACAGGAACCAAACCACAAAACCCUGAGACCAAGAGAACGAUUAUAAAACAUGAACAAUAAAAGGUUUGAAAGAAGAAAAAAUCUAAUAAAAGCAAGUCUAUAAAAAUGAGUUUAAGACGUGAUUUAAAAGCAGUAAAAUGUUAAAAAGAUGAUAUUUGUGAAAAUCAGACUCGUUAAGUAGAUUCCUGAGUGACAGCAGGAACUAUGAGACCAUUAGUGACAGUAAGAUCAGUUCUUUUGACUGAAUCUUUAGAAUUCGUUCAUUAAAAGGAUUCGUUCAGAAGAUUCGUUCACUGAAUCAGUCAGUUCUUCAGAGCCCCAUCCUGUCGGUUCAGUAGACCAGUGAGUGACACAGCGGCAAGUUCGUUCAUUGACCCCUUCCCUCCCUGCUGAUUCAGUUCACGUCGUUCACUCAGCAGUUCCGUUCUUUUGAAUGAAUCGUUCAUGAGCAACACAACACUAGAGACCAUCAUCUCUGGGGUUUAGGGGGAAAAGGAUGUUUUUUGGAGUUUGGCGCCCCCUGUGGACAGAGUGAGCCCUCUCUUCUCUUUUAUCGUACGUGUUAAAAUCGUGUUUUCACGUCUUGCUGUCUUGUAAAAGUGUAAAUCAUAACAGAAGAAGGCUGUUGGUUCAGCCUGCUGUCAAUCAUGUGGUCGAACACCCGCCCCCUCUCUCUUUUUCUGUCACACCUUUAAUUUCACCGUUUUUUUCUUCUUCUCUUUCUUCUCUGUGUUUUUUGUUUUCUUUGCAGCAACUAAAACACUCCAACCUGGUGAACCUGAUCGAGGUCUUUCGCCGUAAACGGAAACUUCACCUUGUGUUCGAAUACUGCGACCACACCGUCCUCAACGAGCUGGACCGCCAUCCCAGAGGGUGAGUGUCUUAAAUCGGGCAGUGACUCCCUAAGCAAGGGGGCAUCUAGUGUGUAGGAUGUUCUUUCUGGAGAUCAUAGAUGCUGCUUUAAUAAUCAAGAUCCAGGAACACCAGAGCAAAUAUAAGAGGGACUGAGGGGAAGUGGAUCUGGUGAGAUGAUUCAGAAUUUGACAUUCAUUGUGGAAAUCUUGGACGCCACAUCCUGCUCAGUUCUGCAGCCUGCGUCCCUGAUGGUACGGGGAUCCAGACGAGGACUUCUUCAGGGGAAACUUCAUAUUUUAGACCACAUUCUGCACGGCUGUGUAGUAGAAGAGUCCUGAAAUCCUCCUCCAGAACCCGGUCUCCUCAGAUCCCUCACGUUUUUAUUCUCACACUUUUUUCGCCGUCAUCUCUUAUAUUUUGUUUUCCUCGGUCUUUCCCUCGCUCAGCUGUUCCACACUGCAGCUUUGUCGGGUCAGGGACCGUCAUCUGUCAGUGUUGCCGUGGAAAUGUCUAAAUCAAGCCCUGAGACUGGUCAUUAAUAACAAGCUCCGCCCCCUUCCCCUCCACUUUGUUCUCCGCUCUUUUGAACGUCCAGGAGGCUUCAGGCCAGGACCAGAGGAGGAGAAGGGAGGAGGAGGAGGGAGACCAGACGACGUAAAAGAAAAACACUCACAGUAUAAAAUGUGGCCUAUAGAGUCCAGACAGCUCCCCGCCUGCAAAGCAUUCUGGGAGAGCAUCACUGUAAACAUUCCACAGCGCGCAGGUCAGCUUCCCCGGAGACGAGCGUUGUGCCCCGGACAAAAGCGGAGAGUCCGGUGUGGUGGAUGUGGACCGUGGAGAUAACACAAAGUACACUGUGUUUAAUCCAGAGCAGCCCCACUCAGAUUUAUGCUCCCAUCCUCACACUCUAUACACUCUAGAUCUAUACUGUACAACCAACACAGGAAGACGACCUUAAAGGAAUAUUCAGGCGAAAAUUAAAUUAAGGUCAAACACACCGUAACCCCGAGUUAGACACCCCCUCCAGAGAUGAAUGUUGUCGACCGCUUGCUUCUCUAGUUAAACCAACUUUAGGAACAACCGCAGGAUAGUAAUACAGAGAGCGAGACCUCAGACCAGUCUAUUACAGACUACAGCGGGGUGCCGCAGCUCAAGGAAGAACAUUUAUGAUCAUUUCUUCAUGGAAAUACAAUCAGACCGAGACGCUAAGACAGAAGAACUACCACGUCUGUCGAGAAAAUGAUUAAUAUGGUGAUUAUUACUUCAAGGAAAUGAUAAAGAAAUGAUCAUAAAUGUUCUUCCUUGAGCUGCGGCACCCCGCUGUAGUCCGUAAUGGACUGGCCUGAGGUCUCCGUACAAACAAGCGUCUGCUGGAAGAGAGUAGGUGAGUUGUGUUUAGUCUCUUUGCUAAAGAAAUGAGUCAAAGUUAAAAAGAUGUUUGGUGUCUAGUACUAUGUCUGUGACCCUAUAUGUCCUGUUGAUGAAGUUAGGUGCUGUUCUGAGCAUUAUUUGUGGCUAUAGAGUGGCGUUUUUACACCAGAAUAUCCCUUUAAAUAGAUGUUUUUUACUGAUCCAGGACUGAAAGGAUAAACAAAGACGUUCGUAAAGACAUUUAAAAUCUAAAGUUUCUUGUUUGUUUUCAGACGAUUUUCUUUGAAUGUUUCGUCUUUGUUCUGAUAAAGACGAAACAUUGGGUCCAGAGAGGUCUCUGAUGGUUCUGGAUUCUGGUUCUACCUGGUUUCCUUUUUUACAUGGUUCAGCUUGAACCUCAUUUGUGGAUGCAAGUAUGAACUGUACUCAGAGAUGAUGCUUUUAAAGCCCAUGUGGUGAUUUCCACUCCAGAGUCCUGUCUGCUUUUAAUGCCCUGAAGAUCAGGACCAAGUCUUGGUUUUGUUCCUUGUCUCUUUUAAAAGGAGUUUUUUUUUAGUCUUUUAAUGAUAUUUUAUACUGUAGGUGAUGAUUCUCUCACUUUAUUAUUUCCUCUCGAUCAGUUAAAAUCACUGAGUUUAUUGAUUUUUCUGUGUCGUCUCUCUCAGAGUCCCGGAUCACCUGGUGAAGAGUAUCACCUGGCAGACUCUCCAGGCUGUAAACUUCUGUCACAAACAGAACGUGAGUGUCUCUCUCUCUUUGUCUGUUUUUGUGUCUCCUCUCUUCGUCUCUUUCGGCUUGUUUUUGAAUUCCUGGCCUCUCCUCCUCCCUCCCUCCUCCGGCUCCCUCCUCACCAUCUGUUUUAUGGCUCCUUCUUUUUUUUUACACGAAUUCCUUCCCCUCGGCUGAGCAGCACGUUAAUGGAUCACCGAGACACAACAAGAGGAACAGCGAGGGCCCCGGUCUGAGUGAAAAAGCGGCGUUCCUCUCAGAGUCUCUAAACUCUGAUGUGUUUUUUUUUUUUAGUGCAUUCAUCGAGACGUGAAACCUGAGAACAUCCUCAUCACCAAACAUCAGGUCAUCAAACUCUGUGACUUCGGCUUCGCCAGGAUCCUCAGUAAGACUUUCAUGAUAAAUACCUGUCAGCGCCACCUGGUGGACUCGAUGGUCCACUUUAAGGUCCUGAAGUGUCUCAGAUGUGUUUCUGUCUCUUGUGUGUCCAGCUGGUCCCUGUGAUUACUACACAGACUACGUAGCGACUCGUUGGUACCGGGCCCCUGAGCUGCUGGUGGGGGACACUCAGUACGGCCCCCCGGUGGACGUCUGGGCCGUCGGCUGUGUGUUUGCUGAGCUGCUGUCGGGGAUCCCUCUGUGGCCCGGGAAGUCCGACAUGGACCAGCUGUACCUGAUCCGCAAGACCCUGGGUGAGACAGAACACGACUGAAUGGAACAGAACAAAAUAGAACAGAACAGAAUAGAAUCAAAUAGAUUGGGAUAUAAUAAAAAUGAAUAGAAUAAGAUGGAACAAAAUAAAUUUUAACAGAAAAGAAUAGAAUAAAAAAGAAUAGAGAAAAUAGAAUAAAGUAGAAUAAAAUAGGAAAGAAUGGAAUAUAGUAGAUUAGAAUGGAGCAGAAUUAAGUAAAUUAGAAUAGAAUGAAAGAAUAGAGAAGAAUAAAUUAGAACAAAAUAGAACAGAAUAGAAAAAAAUAGAAUGAAACAGAAUACAAUAGAAUAAAAUGAAAUACAUUGUGAUAAAAUAGAUCAGAAUAGAAUAGAAAAAAUAGAAUAGAGUAGAACAGAAUAGAGUAAAAUAGAUAAGAAAAUAGUAGAAUGAUAGAAAAGAAUAAAACAAAAUAGAAUAGACUCGAAUAGAAUGAAAUACAUCAUGGUAAAAUAGAAUAGAAUAGAAUAGGAUAAGAUAAAAUAGAUCAGAAUAGAAAAAAAUAUAAUAGAAUUCAAUGUAACAGAAUAAAACAGAACAGAGUGAAAUAGAUUAGAAUAGAGUGGAACGAUAGAAUAGAAUAAAGAAGAAUAGAAUAGAAUACAGUGAAAUAGAUUAGAAAAUAAUAGAAUGAUUGAAUAGAAAAGAACAAAGUAAAAUAGAAUAACAACAAAAUAGAAUAGAAAAGAACAGAAUAGAAGAGAGCAGAGUGAAAUAGAUAAGAAAAGAAUGGAACGAUAGAAUAGAAUAGAAUAGAAUAGAAUAGAAUAGUUGGAUGGUUGAGUGACUGUAAGAACAAAAGCUUUACCUUCAGCUCCGCCCCCUUUUCACCUCAUUGGUCCAGAACAGAACUGUUAAAAACAAUUCUCCACUGGUCUUUUUUUAAGUGUUUACAACAAAAACUCUCAGAAUAAAACGGUAAAAUCGUGAUUUACAGUAAAAUCCACUCAUAUCGUGAGAUCAGCAGCUUUUCUUUCCCACAGAGAAUUUCAGAGACUUUAAGGCGUCCUGAUGUUCACUCGUGUGAUCUACAGUAAAGACAGCUCAGUAUCUGACAUUAAAACAACUCUUUAAAUCUGAACAGUGAAUUAAUAUGUGUGUGUGUGUCCGUCUCUUCUGCAGGAGACCUGAUCCCUCGACAUCAGCAGGUUUUCAGCAACAACCAGUUCUUCUGCGGAGUUUCCAUCCCAGAACCUCAGGAGAAGGUGAGACACAAAAAAACGCUCCGACCUGACAGCGUCACAUACGGGGAUCAUGUUAUUUGGUAUAACACAUUUAGAAACGGUCACACUUUGGCUUUCUGUGGUAUUUUGUUUUCAUCCUUGACUCUGUGCAGAAACAAUAAAAGUCAAAGUGAAAUAAGAAGAUAAAAAUCAGGUUUAAUGUUGGUGAUUUUGUCUCCCUGCAGGAACCUCUGGAGCAGAAAUAUCCAAACUUGUCCCACCAAGCUCUGAGUAUCAUGAAGGUAAAAAAAAAAAGUGUUUUAGAAAUAAUUAAAAUAUCAACGUCUGCAGCCGAUCAGAUCUCCUCUAUCCUCCGGUGAACAUUAUAAAUCCAUAAAUUUGUAGAUUAGUUCAACUUUAACUUCACCGUCUCCUGUCCACGUGGUUCAGGGUUGCCUGAGGAUGGACCCCGCGGAGCGCCUGACCUGCGAGCAGCUCCUGCAGCAGCCGUACUUCGACAGUCUGAGGGAGAAGAGCGAGAGUACGUCACGAGAGCAGGAGCGCAACAAGCGGACGCGGUUCCCCCGGAAACACCUGCCGGCAGGGGUAAGAGACGAAACCUGGAGGAGGCGAGCUUUAUCAGCCUGUAGGGGGCGCUCUAAGUGAUUUGUCCUCACUCUUUCUCUCUUCAGUAUCUGCCUCAGCUGACCGGCAGCAGCAUCUUCCCCACCGUGGACAACAAGAGAUACUACAACAACCUGCGCAAGUUCAACUACCACCUCCCCAACAUCUAAGCGCUCUGCUCUCUCAGGACGCCGGGUCGCACGUUUGUUUUCCAACCACCUUUUUGAAGGUUUGAUGUCCGUCUAUGCACUACCCCCCGCCGUGUCGGUUCAUGAAUGACGAGUUUGUUUUUUUUACACUUUGAGGUUUUAGAGACAAGGAGUGGCGUGCCGCUCCGCUCGUAGACAGACGGUGAAACUGCCUCGCCUGUUUGCCAAAUUGUAUUUUUAUAAAAAAGACGGACUCUGCAGGAGUGACGGGUUUUUAUUCGAGUUUUUAAAUUAUAAACGUGAGGAGAAACCUUUAAAGCAUAUUUAUUGACACUAGGAGUCAAACAUUCCCAUAUUUAAGAGCAAAUCACGACAAAAAGACGACAUUUUAUUCUUUAUUUCUGAAGCUUUGGUGCUAAGGAUGUUCACAGCCAUCUGUCUGUUUUCACGUUUGUACAAAUUUUGCCAAAUUUAUGUACAGAAAAUGAUGAACUUUGACAUCCUGGGCAUGUGGAGUCACAUGUAACACCUGAAACGCUGAAAAUAAACAACACAAGAGUUCAAUUUU
Molecule: messenger RNA, 8637 nt
Organism: Xyrichtys novacula (pearly razorfish)
Lineage: Eukaryota; Metazoa; Chordata; Actinopteri; Labriformes; Labridae
Source: the annotation of a GenBank genome assembly